ACGGGAACUACAACCCCCAAGUAGCUUUGCGGCGUCGCCUGGCCAACGGGACGCCGCUCGAUCACGUGUUGUAACGGCCGCGCCGAGAGGCGGGAAGGAGCCCCUCGGUUAACGCAUGUAAUUCCAGCUUCUAUUGAAAACAGCACUGCAGCUCAACCAUGGCAAUUCCUGCAGCACCACCAAGCUAUGCUGAGGUGAUGGCGAGUAAGGAACAGCUAUUCUCAAGCCAGCAGUCUUACUCCAGACAGCAGCCUUAUCCAGGCCAGCAUUCUUACCCUAUGCAACAGCCUUAUCCAGGCCAGCAUUCUUACCCUAUGCAACAGCCUUAUCCAGGCCAGCAGCCAGGGCCGCAACCGCCGACAAUGCCUGUGCAUCCUAGCUGGACAUUUGUGCAGCCUAACCCUGGAAGUGGGUACAGCAGUAGUUAUGGGCCUUCUACAUUCAACCCAUACUCUGAUCCAAGCAGCACUGGGAGCAUCAAUGCAUUUGCUGUAGACUCCUGGAGCAGCCAGAAGAUACGACAUGUCUUUAUCCAGAAGGUUUAUGCCAUCUUGAUGGCACAAUUGUUGGUGACCUUUGGAAUAGUGGCAGUCUUUACAUUCUGUGACCCAGUCAGAAUGUACGUGCGGAACAAUCAUAUUUUGUACUACACCUCUUUUGCUGUCUUCAUCACCACCUACCUCAUUCUUGUCUGCUGUUCCGGAAUCAGGAGACGCUAUCCCUGGAACUUGAUUCUGCUGGCAAUUUUUACUCUGGGCAUGUCAUACAUGGCAGGAAUGCUUACCACUUACCAUAACACAAAGAGUGUGAUGAUCUGCAUUGGGAUCACUGCCUUAGUCUGUCUCGCAGUCAGCAUCUUCUCUUUCCAGACAAGGUUUGACUUCACCUCCUGCCAUGGGCUGAUGUUUGGACUAUUGAUGGUAUUGUUCAUUACUGGGAUAGUAAUGGUCUUUACUGUUCCAUUUGGAUAUCUUCCUUGGUUACAGACAUUUUAUGCUGGACUUGGAGCUCUCGUCUUCACCAUGUUCCUGGCUUAUGAUACACAGCUUCUCCUGGGGAACAAGCGCUACUCUCUGAGUCCGGAAGAACAUGUGUUUGGAGCACUCUGUCUGUACACAGACAUCAUCUACAUCUUUAUGUUUCUCCUCCAGCUGUUUGGAAGUCGGGAUUGAGCAGCUUUAGGCUCCUGCCCAAUGAUUUUAUAUAAUCCUUUAAGCUGCACUCAAUUUUUGUUCUAUCUUUACAAUGUUUUCAAGCAGCCACUAACCUCCUCCCUGAAACCCCAUCCAUCUAUGAGAUCAGUGAUCAUUUCUAUUGCUUUUAUUCAAUUCUCCGACCUUGAAUGAGUAAUAUUAAAAAUUUUAGUCUCUCAAAGUGUGAUAUACAGAGCUUCCCUGAGCUGGAAUGUUCCUGGGAAAGCACACUGAGAAGCUUCUCUCUAAUUUGACCCUACAACCCUCACUCUGUUGUAACUUAAGCUUUAAAUGUAGAAAGCAUGUAACAACCCAGUUCCAUUCCAUCCACAGUGAUGCUGACGGAUGCUUGGUAGACACUUUCUCUGAUGUAUCAAAGUGGUCUAUUCGACACGAGUAGGCAUCAAAACCGCACAUUCCCUCUAAGGGGCUAUCCAAGGGUGAGCACUUCGGCGGAUUUUCUCCAUCUCCUUACUAGCCGUCAUUCUCCGUACCUCCCUACAGACUAGAGAGCAUGACCUCAGCAGAUCACUUCCCCUUGUUUUUUUUUAACAAUCAAAACCGAUUUUGGUUUCACUGUACUUUGUGUUGUGUAAAGUAUGUCCCAGGCACAAUUGUCAGUCUGGAUAAAUUUUACCUGUGUUCAGCUUCAAAUAGAUAGUUAUGUAUUUUGGGUCUGGCUGGCAGGUUUACCACACAUAAAAGGCAGCAAAAUCUUAUUAAGUCCCUAUAUGAUUUCACUGCAUGCUGUUUCUUGUUCUCUAAUCAACAGUUGUGCCUGUCCUGUCACCAACUCAAUUACACCAAGUCUGUGGUAGUGAUUCCCAUAUCCCUGUUAUGCAACAGAGUUGGCAGCAGCCAAGUGCUGAUGUAUUGUGGCAUAUUUCAGCGUUAGUCUCACUCGCUCUGCCACCUCCAACUCCACUGCAUCAUCCAGUACCCAGUGUGUAGGCUGCAGCACUAGCAAUUCAGCCAUGCUUACUAUUGCUAAUACGUGCGGUACUUUCCUCUUUGAUGUCAGGCUGGCCCAGUGUGCAAAGUCAGUAGCCUUAGCUCACCAAUGACUGAAGGAUCCACUAAGCAGGUUCUCUCCAUAUUCUGUUUAUACUGAGGCAGCCUCUGUCCUUGAAACUCACUUUCAGUGAAAAGUAUAACUGAAUAAAAAUAGGUAAAUGGCCUUUCAAAACAAGGAUAGAAUUUCAGGCAGCGUAUUAAUGUGAAACCUGUGACAGUAUUUUCUAAAUAUCUGCAAUCUUUGUGCUCUUUGAAUUAAAAUUGUUACUGCCUUUCAA
Messenger RNA from Rhincodon typus (whale shark), 2485 nucleotides. RefSeq names its product Fas apoptotic inhibitory molecule 2a (gene faim2a). The transcript has 13 exons. NCBI's taxonomy places the organism in Eukaryota, Metazoa, Chordata, Chondrichthyes, Orectolobiformes, Rhincodontidae. Gene Ontology annotation, biological process: negative regulation of apoptotic signaling pathway. Bases 159 to 1172 code for a protein of 337 amino acids. Gene Ontology annotation, cellular component: endoplasmic reticulum; membrane; Golgi apparatus. The record is from RefSeq and is a predicted model, not a curated record.